UAGAUGUAUCACCGACCCGAAGGCGAAGAACCGGCAAAAUAGAGAUUGACUGAGAGAGAGAGGGGAAAGAGAGAAAUUCCUCGUGCGUUGGGCUCCGGUGUCCACCUUCAUCCUCACCAGAAAUAAUCAACCGAGGUUGACGAAAGAUGAUGUCCGGCAAUUAUACGGCGAUCGACAGUCAAAAAGUCUCCGGAUCUGUUCCUGCGGUUUCGGAUUCAGCAGGUCACAUCGCCGUUAAAUUCAGCGAUUCGAAUCUCCAGACCUUUCCGCCUACAGGGCCGCAGGGGAAGAUCGUUGGUGGCUCUGGGCCUCCUCGCGAUGCGGAUGAUACAUUCUCAAAAUCGGCAUUUGGCUCUGAAGAACCACAGCCAAGCAGCUGGUUUCAAGCAUUAACAAUUGGAUAUUACAAGCCUUUCUUUGAUAUCGAUACCUCAGAUGUCCUGGAGAGGAUAAAGGAUUCACUUUUUCCAUUUAAAGGAAGCUUCUCUGAGAAAACUGCCGACAACCCGGAUUUGUAUGGACCAUUCUGGAUCUGUACAACCUUAAUUUUUGUAGCAGCUUCAAUCAGUACAUUUGUCACUUAUGUGGCACACAAGAUUCAGAAAAAAGACUGGGUUUAUGACAUAAACCUGGUGACUUGGUCUGCUGGUUUGUUCUAUGGUUACGUCACUGUUGUUCCUAUUUGCUUGUAUCUAAUCCUCAAGUACUUCUCUGUUCCCUCUGGCCUUGUUCAGCUGUUCUGCCUCUACGGUUACUCUCUGUUUAUCUUCAUUCCUGCUUUGUGUUUAUCUGUCAUUCCCUUGGAUUUGUUUAGAUGGGUAGUUGCUGGAGUAGCGGGUUUCAUGUCAGCGACCUUUGUUGCACUCAAUCUCCGAAACCACAUCAGGUCGGCAGGUGAAAGAUGGUUCUUCAUAGUGACCGGGAUUUUCCUCUUGCAGGUAGCUCUGGCUAUCGUGCUAAAGAUUUGUCUGUUCACUAUCUCCGUGUAAUAAUAAUCUAGCAUCACUGGUUCUGCCAAGAACUGCUAUAGUAGACACAGAAAAGGGCUUUGUUGCCCUGUUGUUUGUCCCUAUAAACUUGCACAGAUGUAUUCUCCUAUCAUUUGAAACUAACUAUUCAUUAAUUUUUUGGGAAUAUAAACUUAAGAUGACAAUCCUCUA
This is a messenger RNA of Diospyros lotus (date-plum), 1160 nucleotides long. RefSeq lists its product as uncharacterized. Lineage: Eukaryota; Viridiplantae; Streptophyta; Magnoliopsida; Ericales; Ebenaceae. Gene Ontology annotation, cellular component: Golgi apparatus; membrane. The record is from RefSeq and is a predicted model, not a curated record. Bases 147 to 989 code for a protein of 280 amino acids. Gene Ontology annotation, molecular function: small GTPase binding. Gene Ontology annotation, biological process: vesicle-mediated transport. The transcript has 6 exons.